This is a messenger RNA of Balaenoptera musculus (blue whale), 6804 nucleotides long. RefSeq names its product general transcription factor IIIC subunit 2 (gene GTF3C2). The transcript has 19 exons. The record is from RefSeq and is a predicted model, not a curated record. Gene Ontology annotation, cellular component: transcription factor TFIIIC complex. Gene Ontology annotation, biological process: transcription by RNA polymerase III. The coding region runs from base 3716 to 6451 and encodes 911 amino acids. Gene Ontology annotation, molecular function: protein binding. NCBI's taxonomy places the organism in Eukaryota, Metazoa, Chordata, Mammalia, Artiodactyla, Balaenopteridae.
GUAUGGAGACCAAAAACUAUCCAAGUCAUCAACCAUUUAUUGAGCAUCUAUGUGCCAUACACUGAGCUAGAUAUGAGGAAAAGUAUAAUAAGGACAAAUAAGAGUCCUAUCCUUAGUAUUUUAGUGUUAUUAUUACAUUAAUAUUUAAGUUAAACCAAUAUGUUGAUAUUUAUAUUAAAUAGUUACACAUUAAUAUAUUAAUAUUUUGUAUCUUUAGUAUUGAGUGUUUACUGUGUGUCAUAAACUGUUGUAGUCCCUUUCUUAUCCAUUUAGGAAGAUUAAUACCACUCUAUGAAGUGUGAUUUAUAGAUGAGAAAACUGGGGCACAGAGAGGUUAAGUUACUUGCCCAAGGUAACACUAACUAAACCGGCAUGUGAUCUCAGGCAUUCUGGAUCUAGAGACUGUGCCCGUAAUUUUUAUGCUAUCUGCCAUUAAGGAGUACUCAUCAUGAUGGAGGAAGACAGAUGAUAUCUACAGUAUGAGAUACAUUCUACUAGUAGUAUGAACAGAGUUCACUGGAAGCAACCCAGGAUGUUGCCAGGAGAUCUAGUGAGGUUGGAGAAGACUUCACAGGUAACAUCUGACCUAGUCUUGAAGGAUAAGAAGUUUCCCAGUUGGAAAAGAAUGAGAACGCAGAUCAACAGAGGAAAUAACUUAAACAGACUACAGAAUAGGCUUUAAAGUGACUGGCCAAUUCCAAAGUGCCAAGUAGUGUGGUAAAGCUAGAACUGCGGCUUAUGUGGACAAUUAGUGAUACAGCUGCUAACGUAGGUUGGAUUGGGUCCAGGUUGUGAGAGUCUAACCAUUGUGGUUAGCCUAAAAAAAAAUGUUAGAGUAUCCAUUUUGUGUGUGUGUGUUUGUUUUAUUGAAAAAUUUCAAGCAGCAUAGAAGUACAGUGAACUAUACAAAGAAUCCCCAUCACCAAAUGUAGUAAUUACCAAGAUUUGCCACAUAUGCUUUUUGUUUCCCUUUUUUUCCUUGCUGAAGUUGUAUUAGAGCAAAUCCCAGUCAUUAUAUCGUUUUACUCCUCCAAACGUCAGUAUGUCUCUAAAAAAUGUGGAAGCUUACCACGUCAUUACACUUAUUAAACUCUUCCUUAUUGUCCAAUCCAUAAUCAAAUUUCCUUGAUUGUCUCAAAAGCAGGUUUUUACUGUUGAAUCAGGAUCCAAACAAAUCCAUAUAUUACAUGUUGUUAUUUUGUCUUAAAUUUUUUGUAAUCAAAAGCAGUCUCUCCAACCCCCCUUCUUUUCUCAUGACAUAGACUUGUGCCAGGAACCAGGUUGAGUAUGUUUCAUACUGCCUUGCCAUCAGGUUGGUUGGUCCAUUUUCAGUGAUGAAUGGGUCCAGGUGUUUUAAAGUUUCCCAACAAACUUUCAUUUAGUGGUUUCAUCCACUUUUAUUGUUGCCUGAAUUAUUUCAUUAGAGGAUGCAACAUGAUAAAUUUUUUUUUCCUAAUUACAUCAUUCCAUACGUACUAGCUGAUAAUCUUCUAUAAAGAACUCCCUCUCAUCAGUUACUAUUCUGAAUUACAAUUCAUACUGGAAGGCAAGAUAAAUGUUUAAUUCUUUCCUUUUAAUUGCCAGUUUUCAGGAUUGAUCACUGGUUACUUCCAGUGGCAUACAAUGAGAAGUUGUUGAAUUUUUGCCUUUCUCUGUAUAAAGAUCAUGAUGAAUUCAUGUUUUUUUACAUAUUGAGCAUACCACUCAAUCAUCAAAAUUAAGCAGAGGUUCAACAGGGUCAGCUCUGUGCUUUAGAAAGGUAGCUGGUAGAGAUUAGAGGCAGGGAACCAGAUCAAUUAAAAAAAGACUGCCUAUCAAUCAAAAUCACAAAUGCACCUAAACUUUGGUCCAGCAGUUCUGCUUCUAGGAACUUAUGCUAGCCAUAUAGUUGCACAUUUGAAGUAGCUUAGAUAGAGUUAUUUAUAGCAGCAUUGUUUAUAAUAGCAGAAGACUGGAAACCACCUGGAUAUCCAUUAAUAAUAACAAGGGCUAAUCAUACUACAUUCAUAUAAUUACAUACUAAGCAAUCAUAACAGAAUAAGGAAGGUUUUUAUAUAGAGAAAUGGAAUAGUCUCCAAGGUACACUCAAAAGAAGUAAGGUGCAGGACAGUGUGUGUAGUUGCUGUUUGAAUUAAAAAGGGGAAAGACUCCCUGGCUGGGGAACUAGAUCCUACAUGCGCAGCAUGGCCAAAAGGUUAAAAAAAAAGGGGGGGUGGAGAUAUAUAUGUAUUUGCAUGUGUAUAAAUACAGAAAGUAUCUUGGACCUGUAACAAGAAAACUGCCUGGGUGGAUGUGGUCUGGGAGGCUGGACACAGAGGUGAAAGGUACUCUUCACUUUAUACCCUAUGUAUCUUUUGAAUUUUCAGCCAUGUGAAUGUCUUAUCCCCCAAAUAAAUACAACUAUUAGUAUAAAAAAGAUUUUGCUUUAGCUGAAGUCAAAGAUAGACUAAUCUGAGGCAACAGGAAUGGAGAAGAGUCAGAUUUGUUCAUUACAGAAAUAAAUGCUUGAAAAAAAUUUUUAAUAGAAAAAUAAAUAAAUGCUUGAAGUUGUCAAGUUGAGAGCUGUCCAUUGGACAAGCAUUGUAGAUACUCCGUAUUAGAGGAACUGCAGCCUCGACUGCACCCGAUUUUGCACUCUCACAAAGGAGUCAGUCCUAAGCCACGGCGCAGCCUUAGCUUGUCUUUAGGCCACUUAGGGCAAAUGGGAUGGGAGUCCCCUUGCUCCAGAUUUUAAAUCUUAGCUAGCUUCUCCCAUGCUUUUCUUAAAUGGUUUGUGUAACCAAGGGAAUUUAAUAGAUGAGAUUAUCUGGUAAGAGAAAGAUUGGUUUACCCCACCCUUUCCUGUUUGUUUAUACAUCCUGAACUCCACUAUUCGUUGUAUGGAGACCUGUGAGAUUUACACAGCUUUAAAUGCCUCAGGAAAGGGCGGAAGUUUGUUACAUUCUUUCUCCACCAGCAUCCUACCUCCCAGGGAGGGAGUGGGGCAAGGCCUACGACCAAGGGGAGGGUCCAAGCCCGAGGAUCACUUGAGUAGAGCGUCCCCAUGCCAGGCUUUUCUACUGCUCUUCCCUUUCACUGUGUUUCUGUCUCGGGUCCAUCCUUGACUUCACUAGUGGCUGGAUCUGCUGGGGGCUGCCCUGAGGGGGAAGCCGGAGUCGUCCCCCGAGGCAAGGAUUCCUUUGUCUCCCAGUCUUCGGCUCGACGGCGGGGCUGCAGGUCAAUCCUCUCACAUCAGCCCGGCCCUGCCCGCCACAGGCCGGUAGUCUCGACAGAAAGCCAGGAUUCCGCGCUCGGGAGCGACACUCAGGCCUGGGCACCCGCACUCUCAAUGCUCGAGUAGAAGCCGCGUGGGAACCGGCGGGGGCGCGACGACUGUCACCGCGCAGGCGUCAGUCUUCCCUUCGGGACACUGCAAUUCCCAUAAGGCCGUGCAGCGGCAUCCCCUGCGCCGCUAAGGCCCGGGAGCUGCGCCCGCUGCGACAGGGCUCGGGGUCGCUCGCCGCACUGCAUUAUGGAAUACAUAGUCUAAUAGAAAACGUCCUGGGGCACAAACUCCCAACCAAGCCCACGUGUUUACCUUGUGCACUGGGGGGACGUCAAUGAAGAGUAGCUACCAGAUUUCGUCAUAAAACGGCGACCAGACAGGCGGCGCCAUCUUCGAACUUGGACUUCCGGAAGGACUUUGGUGAGGGCGCAGCCAUUUUAGGGGGUGCUGAUGGAUCCCUACGGGGUCGGCUGUGUUGCUCUGGAGGAGGCCGGCCCCGUGGGGAACAUGACUGUGGUAGACUCUCCUGGACAAGAGGUGCUAAACCAGCUUGAUGUCAAGGCCUCUUCAGAAACAACCAGUGUGGAGGCUUCCAUAGAGACGUCAUUACCUACCCCUUUGCCUGGAUUUGAGGAUUCUCUUGAUGAGAGGAGGCUCCCUCCAGAACAGGAAACCCUCUCCAGACUGGAACAGCAAGAUCUUUCUUCAGAGAUGUCAAAGGUCCCAAAGCCUAGGGCCUCAAAGCCUGGCCCGAAGAGAGGUGGUAGGACACGGAAAGGCCCCAAAAGGCCCCAGCAGCCUAAUUCUCCAUCAGCCCCUCGGGUUCCUGGUCUCUUAGAUCAAUCCAACCCUCUGUCCACCCCCAUGCCUAAGAAACGAGGUCGAAAGUCCAAGGCAGAUCUGCUACUGCUGAAGUUGUCAAAAGGCCUAGAUCAGCCAGAGUCUCCACAUCCAAAGAGGCCCCCUGAGGACUUUGAGACCCCUCCUGGGGAACGACCCCGCCGAAGGGCUGCCCAAGUGGCACUUCUGUAUCUUCAGGAACUGGCUGAAGAGCUCUCAACAGCCCUGCCUGCUCCAGUGUCCUGUCCUGAGAGCCCCAAGGUGAGCAGCCCCACCAAACCCAAGAAGAGCCAGCAGCAGGCAGCCUGUCGUUAUAGAGAAGAAGAGGAUGACACUGCACGGGACGAAGACUUCGUUCUCCAGGUUGAGGCUGAAGAUGGAGAAGAAAGUGAGGCCCCAAGUGAGAGCUCGUCUGACCCCGAGCCUACAGUGCCCCGGAGCACCGCACGAGGAUCCACUUCAGGGAAGCAGAAGCCACACUGCCGGGGAGUGGCUCCCAAUGGCUUACCAAAUCACAUCAUGGCUCCUGUUUGGAAGUGCCUUCAUCUCACCAAGGACCUCCGAGAACAGAAGCAUUCAUACUGGGAGUUUGCAGAAUGGAUUCCUUUAGCCUGGAAGUGGCAAUUGUUAUCUGAACUUGAGGCAGCUCACUACCUGCCCCAGGAGGAGAAGUCGCCACUGUUUUCUGUACAACGUGAAGGACUUCCUGAAGAUGGCACACUCUACCGAAUAAACAGAUUUAGCUCUAUCACAGCACACCCAGAGCGCUGGGAUGUGUCUUUCUUUACGGGGGGACCGCUCUGGGCUCUGGACUGGUGCCCAGUGCCAGAGGGGGCAGCAGCCUCGCAGUAUGUGGCUCUUUUCUCCAGCCCUGACAUGAAUGAGACACACCCACUGAGCCAGCUUCAUUCGGGCCCUGGGCUGCUCCAGCUCUGGGACCUUGGGACCUUGCAGCAAGAAAGCUGUCCUGACAACAGAGCCCACUUUGUCUAUGGGAUUGCUUGUGACCACGGCUGCAUCUGGGACCUCAAGUUCUGCCCCAGUGGAGCGUGGGAACUUCCAGGCACCCCUCGGAAGGCGCCUCUCUUGCCCCGGUUGGGUCUCCUGGCUCUUGCCUGCUCAGACGGGAAGGUGCUGCUGUUCAGUCUGCCCCAUCCCGAGGCCCUGCUGGCUCAGCAGCCCCUAGAUGCAGUGAAGCCUGCCAUCUAUAAGGUCCAAUGUGUGGCAACCCUUCAGGUGGGGUCUAUGCAAGCGUCAGACCCCUCUGAGUGUGGUCAGUGCCUUAGCCUCGCUUGGAUGCCCACCCGGCCCCACCACCACCUGGCUGCUGGAUAUUAUAAUGGCAUGGUGGUUUUCUGGAACCUUCCCACGAACUCGCCUCUGCAGCGGAUACGGCUCUCUGAUGGCUCCUUGAAGCUCUACCCCUUCCAGUGUUUCCUAGCCCAUGACCAGGCUGUGCGUACCCUUCAAUGGUGCAAAGCUAACAGUCAUUUCCUAGUCUCUGCAGGGAGCGACCGGAAAAUCAAAUUCUGGGACCUUCGACGACCUUAUGAACCAAUAAACUCUAUCAAGCGCUUCUUGAGCACAGAGCUGGCCUGGCUGCUCCCCUACAAUGGCGUCACUGUGGCUCAGGACAACUGCUAUGCCUCUUAUGGACUCUGUGGAAUUCAUUAUAUUGAUGCUGGUUACCUUGGUUUCAAGGCCUACUUCACUGCUCCUCGAAAAGGCACUGUCUGGAGUCUUUCAGGAUCCGACUGGCUCGGGACAAUAGCUGCAGGAGAUAUAUCUGGGGAGCUCAUUGCAGCUAUAUUGCCUGAUAUGGCGCUGAACCCAAUAAAUGUCAAACGACCUGUAGAGCGAAGAUUCCCUAUAUAUAAAGCAGAUCUGAUGCCAUAUCAGGACAGUCCUGAAGAUCAGGACCACUCUUCUGCUUCAUCCGGGGCCCCCAACCCUCCCAAGGCUCGAACUUACGCUGAAACCGUCAACCAUCACUACUUGCUCUUUCAAGACACAGAUUUGGGUUCAUUCCACGGUCUGCCCCACAGAGAACCAAUACUGCGCAUGCAGGAGGGAGAGGGGCAAACGCGGCUCUGCCUGGACCGGCUGCAGCUGGAAGCUAUUCAUAAGGUACGUUUCAGCCCAAACCUGGACUCCUACGGAUGGCUGGUCUCUGGGGGGCAGUCAGGGCUCGUUCGGAUCCAUUUUGUCCGUGCACUCACCUGCCCACUGGGCCACCGUAUGCAGCUUGAAAGCCGAGCCCACUUCAAUGCUAUGUUCCAGCUGGCCUCCCCCACUAAAGGGCCUGGCUUCCCUCCAACCAGCCAUCGCCUUCUGCCUGGUCCCUAGUCAUGGUCCCCACAGAACACUCAGGAUGAAGUCUGCCGAGAACAAUUGGCCCCGUGCACACAGCCAUGGGAACUGGGGCUUUCCUGGACAGUGAUGCUGCCAGGCCUGGACCUUUAGACCUGCCUCCCCAGGACUCCUUAGAUCCCUCUCUUUCCACAGACUUCUUCUGUCAUCACGGCCCCCCGCGGGCAGGGGGGUUCUCCCUCCACAAACUCUCAAGUCUCCUCAGCAUAAAACUAUGACUCACGAGAAACACUCAGGCCUGACCUAGGCUUGGGAGUCAAAUUGCUCAUAUUGAGCAUAUUGUGAAGUGGGUAAAACUUAAGUAAAGGUACUGGGUGUUUUUGAGACCA